This is a messenger RNA of Exophiala bonariae, 1284 nucleotides long. RefSeq lists its product as uncharacterized. The record is from RefSeq and is a predicted model, not a curated record. Bases 1 to 1284 code for a protein of 427 amino acids. Lineage: Eukaryota; Fungi; Ascomycota; Eurotiomycetes; Chaetothyriales; Herpotrichiellaceae. The transcript has 4 exons.
AUGGCAGAGGCCGCGGCGGUGAUUGGACUCGUCGCGUCCAUUGUCAACAUUGUUGACUUCGCAACAAAGAUUGUUUCGCGCCUCCACUCCUACAGCAAAACAGCCUCCACUUUGCUAGCAUCAUUUCAGUCGGUCGCGGAUCAACUGCCACUCUUGAUCCAUGUUCUGAACAAGUUUCGCAUCCGUAUAGAGAAUGCAGCAGCGAGCCCUGAAGACCUAAUAGCAUUUCUUCCAGUUCUUAACAAUGUCUCGGAUGAUGUCAAGUCUCUUCAUGAGAUCCUGGAGGUGGUCUUACCUGAGGUCAAAAACUCGUCGCUGGAGCGAGCAGCCAAGGCACUCUUGAGCCUUUCACGGGAGAAGGAAACGGCCAAUAUGGUGAAUCGUGUGCACAGCAAUAUUCAACUUCUUGUUUUUGCUCAAACAAUUGAGCAGAGUGACGCAAAUGACAAAGUUGCGCAAUUGCUCUCUGCUCUCAACCUUUUGGGUGCCUCGGCCCCGAAUUCCAGACCCAGGCUGAGCUAUAAUGAAGGAUUAAUCCUCAGUGCCGCUCCUCAAAUUCAGGAUGACUAUUUCAUUGGGAGAUUGAAGGUGGUAAGUAUUGUUGGUAUGGGUGGUUUAGGCAAAACACAGCUCAGCCUGGCGUACGCGAAAAGGCACUCAUACAUUUACUCCGCUGUCUUUUGGCUUAACGCAAAAGACGAACCGAGUCUGAAACAGAGCCUGACAAAAGCACACGCUGCGAUCUGCAAGCGUUCACAGAUAACCUCGAUUCCUGCGGAUGGGGGAAUCAAUCUUUUUAGGCAAUGGCUGUCUGAGGAAGAGAACGGUCGCUGGUUGCUCAUAUUUGAUAACUACGACCAUUUCCCGCAGACUACAGAUGCCACCAGGGCCGAUCCCGCAGCAUUCGACAUACGAGAAUACUUUCCUCAUAGAGCUCAUGGCAACAUCUUAAUCACUACACGCACCAAAAGAUCUGGCCGAGACAUCAGACACGACAUUGACGCGUGGAAGCUCGCCGAUCGUUUAGAAGGAUUGCCACUUGGCCUUGCUACUGCCGGUGCAUACCUGAGCCAAACCGAUCAAACAUGCGGCGGCUAUCUGGACGUCUAUAAAAAGAGAUGGGAGGAACUCAAGGCUUCAGUUGAGUUAGAGGACUACCACGAGCGAAAACUCUUCACGACAUGGAAUAUCUCUUUUGCACACUUGCACGCGAAAGACCCGUGUGCUGCGGAACUACUUCGAUUUUUGGCAUAUUUUGAUAAUAGGGACAUCUGGUAUGAAUAG